CCACGGCCCUUCUCCAACUUUCCUCGUCCUCUUCAAUCACCUCUCUUCUUCCCACUCCUCCUCUCCUCUCCUCUGCAAAAGCGCAAUCGCACACGUACAGCGCACCCAAGAGCACCGAAACCCCCUUUUUCCAACUCCCACCAUGUCCAACUUCAUGUCCGGCGGCGGCGUGGAGUGCGGCCCCACCAGCGCCCUCAAGGAUGUGUCAUCUCGCGUAGACCGCGACUACGGCCUCCAGCGUGACCGCUACGGCGCGCAGCCCCAAGCCGGUCCCAGCGCCGGCCCCAGUGCAUUCCGCACUCGGCCUGGCGCACCAGCAGCACCUGCUACAGCCGCGCAGCCUUCUUUUGACCUCUCGCAGCUUCGCUCGCACCUCCCCGCCCAUGCUGGGCCAGUGCAGGCGGGCCCCGCAAUGCACAUGCAGCCAGCACAGAUGCAGCCAGCACAGGCACAAGCGCCCUCGCGCUGGGCAGAGGGCUUUGACGCCAAGGGCAAGUCGCGCGCCGUCGACGGCACAUGGGGCAACGAGUUUGGGCGCCAGCAGUCGGCCUCGCCGGCACUGCAACAACCGCAGGCCGCACCCUGGCAGCGCGGCGGCCCGGCGUUUGCCGAACCCCGAUACAUGGGGAAUAUGGGUAUGCCCAUGAUGUCCCAGCCCAUGCCGAUGUACCAGCCGCAACCUGUAUUCCAGCAGGCGCCGCCGCUGAUGCAUCCUGCGCCGCAAAAGGCCGUGCCGCUGCCGCCGACCCAAGUGCCUCAGCAGCCGGCCGAGCAGCAGGCGCAGCCCCGACAGGCUGACCGGCCACAGGACGAUCUUGCGCGCACGGCACAAGCCCUCGUCGAGCAACUCGACAAGGAGGAGCUUGGCCAGAACCAGAAGCUCGCCGAGAGCCAGUUCGUGCGUCUGCUCCGCGGACUAGGCGAUGGAUCUGUGGUUGUUCAGGAAGGCUCGGGUGCUGUGCAGGAGGGCACGGAAGUGAGCGAGGGCGCCAAGUUCGUCGACGCCAACGGCGGCGGGGACUGGGCGAGUGCUUUCCUCGGCAGUGGCGCGGCUCCGCAGACGACGCAGCAACCGUCAAUGUCCACGGGCGAUUUCCAGGUGCAUACAUCCGGCGGCGCGAGGGAGACCGGGAGGCCCUUCGCUGACUUCCAGACGGCGCUUACGAUGAACGACGGUGUGAUGGGCCAGCGGCGCAAGAGCGUGCACUUUGACGAGCCUGCCGUCGUGAGCGGCGUGCCGUCGACUCUGGCAGAGGCGCAGAAUAUGACGGCCACGGCCGUGCCUGCGGCCGCGACGUCAUGGGAGGAGGACCUGAGCGACGACUUCAACGACGAAGCUUUCAUGCAGUACAACGGGCGCAUGCCGCAGGUUGCCGAGCAGACGGGGCAGACGACGUCAGACCGCGAGGGGUGGGACGAGCUCACGGCGCCCUGGUAUGCCCAGGAGACGGAGCAGCAGCCGUACCUCUUCCACCAGGCGAACCCGUACGCGAUGGGUGCACCGAUCGUGCGCGAGCUGUCGCCGACGACGAUGGGUGUGCUCGAGCUGGAGGCUGCCGUGCAGCAGGAGCCGCGGGAUGCGUCAGCAUGGCUAGCGCUUGGCCUGAAGCAGCAGGAGAACGAGCGCGAGGACGCGGCGAUCAGAGCGCUGCAACACGCGGUCGAGCUGCAGCCGGAGACGCGGCCAGCAUGGCUGGCCCUCGCGGUGUCGUACACCAACGAGGGGAAGAACGACCGGGCGCACGACGCGCUAGAGCGGUGGAUCGAGCUCACGCAGCCCGGCGCGGCGGGCGAGACGAUGGGCGAGAGCCGGGAGGAGCGUGCGACGCGCAUCGUAAACCGCCUGAUCGACAUUGCGCGGCAGCGGCCCGACGACUUGGACGUGGACGUGCAAGUAGCGCUGGGCGUGUUGUUCAACGCGUCCGAGGACUACGCAAAGGCCGAAGACUGCUUCACGGCGGCGCUCGAAGCCCGCCCCGACGACUGGGUGCUGUACAACCGCCUGGGCGCGACGCUGGCCAACUCGGGCCGCAGCCACGAAGCCAUCAAGUACUACCACCGCGCGCUGGGCUUGCACCCCAACUUUGUGCGCGCACAGUUCAACCUCGGCAUCUCGUACAUCAACCUCGCGCAGUACCGGCUCGCGGCGCAGUGCAUCCUCGACGCGAUCCGCCUGCAGCACUCGGACGUGACGGAGGGGUAUGGCGCCGACACGGCGGGCCAGAACACCAAGGGCGUGACGUCCGAGGCGCUGUGGACGACGCUGCGCAUGGCGUGUCUGCAUCUGCAGCGCCCGGACCUUGUGGCGCUUGCGAGCCACCAGGAUUUGGGCGGGUUCCCGCUGGAGCUUUAGUGGCGGCGUAGGCUGUGGGCGUUGUCGAGCUGGAAGCGAGGCGCUAGACGGGGUAAUCAUGUACUAGUUGUGAUGUAGUGUUGGAUUGCGUUGCAGGCGUUGCAGGCGUUGCAGGCGUUGCGGAC
Messenger RNA from Cutaneotrichosporon oleaginosum, 2478 nucleotides. RefSeq lists its product as uncharacterized. The record is from RefSeq and is a predicted model, not a curated record. Gene Ontology annotation, molecular function: protein binding. NCBI's taxonomy places the organism in Eukaryota, Fungi, Basidiomycota, Tremellomycetes, Trichosporonales, Trichosporonaceae. Gene Ontology annotation, cellular component: cytosol; peroxisomal membrane. Gene Ontology annotation, biological process: protein import into peroxisome matrix, docking.